Molecule: messenger RNA, 2653 nt
Organism: Brassica oleracea var. oleracea
Lineage: Eukaryota; Viridiplantae; Streptophyta; Magnoliopsida; Brassicales; Brassicaceae
Product: nucleolar MIF4G domain-containing protein 1
Exons: 13
Coding region: 134-2464 (776 amino acids)
Biological process (GO): ribosomal small subunit biogenesis
Cellular component (GO): nucleolus
Molecular function (GO): protein binding; RNA binding
Source: RefSeq, a predicted model, not a curated record
UCCUACGUUCAUCGACUGUGUCGGAAAAAAAAAAUCGAUCCUUCAAAGUUUUUAGAUUUUCUUACCUGAGUCAGAGCGAGCGAGUGCGGAGCAGAUUGAAUUUGAGAGUCCACCUUACACUGCUCAAAAAUCUAUGGCUGGACCAGAUACAACGGCAGGGAGCUCACGUCAUGAAAAGCGUAAAGAAGCUCGCUUGCAGAAGAGCCAGAAGAAGCAUGAGUCUUGGCUUCAGCGUCAGAAGUUGCAAAAGGAGAAACGAGUAUCAACAUCAUCAGUCCAGACAAAGACUGAUGACGUGAUCAAGUCUGAAAUUUAUAAAGAAACUGAACAUGUGAAAUCAGUUAGUCCUGGUGGAAACAAGGAUGGUAAAAAGUCUUCUACACAAAAGAAAGACGAGGCUAGAGUCAAACCAAAGGAGAAGAAGAUGCAAAGAGGACACAAAACGAAAGAUCUAAAGAAGCCAAGGAAGAAGACGAAGUUCGAAGAGUAUCUUGAGAUGGAGACACAAAGCGCUUCACUAUCUCGUGAGCAGGAUGUCGAACUUGAGAGGAAGCUCGCAAAGAAACUCAAGGUAAAGAACGGAAAACUAAGAGGCGUGGAUGACGGUAUGAAUGAACUGUUCGAAGGGCUCCCAUCUGUGUUGGAUUCUAUGGGUUCUGAACUUGGUGAUUCUCGUAAGAAGAAGGGUAAGAGAAAGAAACCAGAGGAGAAACAGGACUAUGAGGAAGAUUUUGAGCUUGGAGAAUCUGAUUUUUCCAAUGAGGAUAGUGAAGAAGAGCCUAAAAGAAAAAGAGACCGUAAACACCGUAAGAAGAAGAAGUCGUUAGAUGAAGAGCUAGAAACUCAUCCAAUGGAGAUCACAGAUGAUGGUGAGUCAGCAGAGACUGUUAACUACGACGAGAAAGUGAAAUCUCCUCCGCGGAAACCUAAUCCUGAGAGCAGCGUCAAGUAUGUUGCUCCUCAUUUAAGAUCUCAGGCCAGAAGCGAAUCUGAAGAACAAGCUAAAUUACGUACACGUGUAAAAGGUCUUCUAAAUAAGAUGGCUGAGUCCAAUGUAGAAACAAUAACCUCAGAACUUUCCACACUCUAUCGCAGUGUUGCAAGAAGUGUGUCCUCUCAGAUUUUCUGUGAAGAGGUUUUGGCAACUUAUGCCAGAGGCAAUGAACAGUACGCUGUAUUUGCUGCUUUUAUAGCUGGCAUGGCUUGUCAAGUUGGAAUGGAUUUCAGUGCUCAGCUUCUUGCUUCACUUGCUAAAUCUUUCGAGGAUGAAUACCAAAAGGAAGAUAGCCUCUCUUUGAAUGGAAUCACUCUUUUACUUUCUUAUCUCUGCUUGUUGGGAGUUUGCUCCAGUGAUCUUAUUUAUGAUUUCUUAAUGACAUUGGCGAACCGGCUGACUGAAGUUGAUGCCUCCACUAUUCUAAUUGUUUUAGAUAGCUGUGGAAUGAAGAUAAGAAGUGACGAUCCUGUGGCUAUGAAAACCUUCAUCAUAAGCAUCCAGAACAAGACAAAUGAAAUUAAAACCUCCCCUGAUUGCAAGACUGAUAUAAAUAAAUUUACAAUGGAGAAAAUGCUUGAAACCAUUGCUGCAAUCAAGAACAAUAAGUUGAGAGCCAAAGAGGAUUCAGUUCAGAGCACAAGGGUAAAGAAGUGGCUUCAAAAGUUGAGAGUGGAAGAAGUACUAUUAAGAGGGCUCACAUGGAGCAAGCUGCUUGAGACCGAGAAGAAAGGCCAGUGGUGGUUAUCUGGCGACUUGGCGGUUAAAACAAACCACGCCGAAGACGUAGCGCAAACGAUGGACGCUGAGGUUGUCGAGGCUCAGAAAAUGUUAAAGCUAGCUGAUGCACAGAGGAUGAACACAGAUUCAAGAAAAGCUAUAUUUUGCGUGAUCAUGAGUAGUGAAGACUACAUUGAUGCAUUCGAGAAGCUACUUAGACUGGAUCUGCCAGGAAAGCAGGACAGAGAGAUCAUGAGGGUCCUAGUUGAAUGCUGUUUACAGGAGAAAGUGUUUAACAAGUACUACACUGUUCUCGCGUUAAAGCUGUGUGAGCACGACAAGAAUCAUAAGUUCACACUACAGUAUUGCAUCUGGGACCAUUUCAAAGAACUAGAGUCAAUGUCACUUCAGAGAUCAAUGCAUCUAGCGAAAUUUGUGGCGGAGAUGAUUGUAUCCUUCAAUCUUUCUCUAGCGGUUCUCAAGUGUGUAGACUUGGCGAAUCCAGUGCAGUUAACUCCGAAGAGAAUCAUGCACUUCCGGAUGCUGUUCGAGGCCAUCUUCGAGCACACUGAGAAACUUGUGUGGAACUUGUUCACUCGCAUAGCCGUGAAUCCGGACUAUGAAGCUCUAAGGGAUGGCAUCAAGUUCUUCAUGAAGGAAUACGUUGUGAAAGCUAAUAAGACGAUCUAUGGGAAGUUCAGGAAAGCCAAAGAAGCUCUUAACAAUUCAGAUGGAUCGCUGCUCAUGUGAUUCUUGUUGCCAUGCCUAGGGACAACAGUUUUGCAAGCUCUUAUGAGUUUUACUUCCGAUUAUGUCAUUGUCUCUUACGUUGUACACAUUUUUGUUUGACUGAGACUAGUUUUGUCUAGCUAUUUAUUUAAUGUUUCCAAGUUUAAGGAUCCCAAGUUUUAUCAGCUUCAAUAAAAACUUGUAGAAACG